AAAUACCCACCUUAUAUUUCAUCAAGCAUCCCUUUCCUUGGACAUGCAAUUGCAUUUGGAAAAAGCCCCAUUGAGUUUUUGGAAAAUGCUUAUGACAAGUAUGGACCUGUGUUCAGUUUCACUAUGGCUGGCAAGACAUUCACAUACUUACUGGGUAGUGAUGCUGCUGCUCUACUCUUCAAUAGUAAAAAUGAAGAUCUGAAUGCAGAGGAUGUAUACUCUCGGUUAACUACACCAGUUUUUGGCAAGGGAGUUGCUUAUGAUGUCCCUAAUAUGGUGUUUUUGGAACAGAAGAAGAUGCUCAAAACUGGGCUAAAUAUUGCCCAGUUUAAACAGCAUGUAUCUGUGAUUGAAGAAGAAACAAAGGAGUAUUUCAAAGCAUGGGGAGAGAGUGGAGAAAAAAACCUAUUUGAAGCCCUUUCAGAACUUAUCAUUUUGACAGCAAGUCAUUGCUUACAUGGGAAAGAAAUAAGAAGCCUACUGAAUGAGAAGGUGGCUCAACUGUAUGCUGAUUUGGAUGGGGGUUUUACUCAUGCUGCCUGGCUUCUGCCAGGUUGGCUACCUCUGCCGAGCUUCAGACGUCGAGAUCGAGCGCACAAAGAAAUAAAGAGUAUUUUCUAUAAGGUUAUCCAGAAACGUCGAAAGUCUGAGGAAAAGGAGGAUGACAUGCUCCAAACUCUACUUGAUGCUUCAUACAAGGAUGGCCGUCCGCUGACAGAUGAUGAAAUUGCUGGAAUGCUGAUUGGGUUGCUGCUAGCGGGGCAGCACACAUCCUCCACUACUAGUGCCUGGCUUGGCUUCUUCAUAGCCAGAGACAAAUCAAUACAGGAACAGUGCUAUGCAGAACAGAGAGCAGUUUGUGGGGAUGACUUGCCACCAUUAACUUAUGACCAGCUCAAGGAUCUCAGUCUGCUGGAUCGCUGUCUAAAAGAAACUUUAAGGCUUAGACCUCCUAUAAUGACCAUGAUGAGAAUGGCCAAAACUCCCCAGACUGUUGCUGGAUAUAACAUUCCCCCUGGCCAUCAGGUCUGCGUAUCUCCCACUGUUAACCACAGACUCAGGGACUCCUGGAAGGAUGCUCUGGACUUCAAGCCUGACCGGUAUCUCCAAGAUAACCCAGCAGCUGGAGAGAAAUUUGCGUAUGUUCCCUUUGGCGCUGGCCGUCAUCGCUGCAUUGGAGAAAACUUUGCUUAUGUUCAGAUUAAGACUAUUUGGUCUACUUUGCUCCGUUUGUAUGAAUUUGAUCUCAUUAAUGACUAUUUUCCAACUAUAAAUUAUACAACAAUGAUACAUACACCUAAUAACCCUGUUAUCAAAUAUAAGAGGAGAUCACUGUAAAUUCUGGAGCUAAAACCUUAUUUAAGUUGUGUAAACUAACAGACUUUUGAAUAAAUGAGUGGCAAAUGUUGCACCUACGGUUAGGAAAGCAACAAUAAUCUACCAAAUGAAAAGUUUCUGCAUCUGUUUUGUCUGCCCACAUAAUUUAAUGCUGUUGUGUAUAAUGGCUUGUUCUACAAAUUUCUUAUUGCCUUUUUAAAAGAAAGUGUCUUUUCUAUUCAUGUAACACUUUAAAGGUGCAUGCCAACUCUUUAAGGUGAAGAAAUAAGUAAUUUCUAUAAACAGAACUCUGCUUUUGAAAAACAAUUGAAGAUUACUUUUCCCAGGAUAAUACAGGGUAAGACUUACGUGUACUUUACCUCUGUAUCCAAUUACAGUACAUCGGUCAGGGAACAGGCACCACCGGGCAAAGUACGUGGCGGUGCCCUACCUUUGAUAUUUGUGAUUCUGUUCCAAGUGAACUAGGUAUGGUCUUGGCUGAUUAUUUAAAAAAAGGUUACUGUACAUUUGAGUAGUAAGCAGGCUAUAAAAUGUUCACAGAUAAGUCUUUUAUGAGAAUAAACGAUUUAACUGUCUAACUUAAAGCAGUUUCAAUUUUUCUAAAAACUUCUGGAAGCAGUGAUCUUCAUAAGCUUGAUAUAAGUGUGAAAGUAAAAAUACGAUGAUACAAAUAACAUUAAUUUGGUAAAUAACCUGUUUUGUGUAUAUAAAAUUGUCACAAAUUAAGUGAAAUAGCUGAAUGUUGUCCCCCUUUGUACUGACUCGUGUAAGAUUGUUAAAUGGUGUUUGGUUCAAGAGUGGUGAUGACAAAUGGCUCACAGGAACGUAGCAUUAAAUUUAUAAACAAAAUUCUUGUGGAAUUUUUCUGUGUUCAACCCUGUCA
Athene cunicularia (burrowing owl) is the source of this 2221-nucleotide messenger RNA. RefSeq names its product lanosterol 14-alpha demethylase. The record is from RefSeq and is a predicted model, not a curated record. Gene Ontology annotation, molecular function: monooxygenase activity; oxidoreductase activity, acting on paired donors, with incorporation or reduction of molecular oxygen; iron ion binding. Bases 124 to 1338 code for a protein of 404 amino acids. The transcript has 9 exons. NCBI's taxonomy places the organism in Eukaryota, Metazoa, Chordata, Aves, Strigiformes, Strigidae.